AUGAACACCAUGCGCAAGCACUGGCAGAACAAGCACAGCUGGUCGCCAUAUCCCAGCCGUGGCCGUACAGCGCCACAAAAGCGUACGGCAGCACAGGAUGAGGUGGACAGAUCAUGCCAGAAGGUGCAGUUCCAGCAGAUAUUUGCAUCGCGCAAGGGCUCCCACUACAUACAGAUCCAGACUAAGGAGACUACUGAGCAUACCGGCACGCCAGACCAGAACAGAGCCAGCCAGGCCAUUGAUGAGCUGGAGCGAUUUUACCAGGAACAGCAACGGCAGACCAGCAAUGUCAUCCAGGCCGGGGAGCACGAUGAAGCCAACCCAUGGCUGCGGCGGACCAGAUGGCCGGUGUACUUGACCAACAUCGCACCCAAUGAUCUGGUCAACUGCGUCCAGCGGCCCGACGAUGACACCACGUGCCCAGAUGAACUGGCCGCGAGGGCCAUCUGGGAGGCCAUGGGUCAGGUUGCCCGUACCAGCCAGCGAGUCAUCACACGGCUGGGCCACUUCGUCCGCAUCGAGGCCAUCCGCACAGAGCGACACCAGACCCGGCACACCCCGUUGCAGGCGUACAUGGACGAGGAGAGCAUCGCCGAGCACGUGAGGCCAUGGCAGCAGAUGUUGAUGUUUUUCGCCCGAACGCAGGUCGAGCAUGAAUGGACGAGCCCACAGUACCGGUUCACACCACGGCAGCGCAAGACAUGGAGGGUAUUAUGGCAGGUAGCCACCACAGAGGGAGCCGACCAGCGACACUCCAUCAGCCCAGACCCCAUGGAUGAGCAGAUGACUGAGGAAGAAGAAGAGGAGGAGGAGAAGGGACAGAGAGAUACCCAGCCAGAAGAAGAAGAUAAGUUCAAAUUAACCAAGAUGCAGAUGGCAUGUUUGGAUUUUUGCAUUGAGCUGCUGAACCAGCGGGUUCAGAUGGAGGAUUAUGAGUGCGCGCUGAUAGACACGUUGGCGGUGCUGGGACGGGGGGAUGAAGACAUCAGAGGCAUCCCAUCAACAAUCAGACAGACAUUCCACAAACAGAAUGUCCAUCAAGGCCGGUUCAUCAUCACACAUCAGCAGCGAGGGCAGAGGGCAUUGAUGGAUGAGGAGGUUUUAGUGGAAGAGGCGCAGAGGUGGAAGGAUCAGUGUUUAAUAUGUGCAAAUGGCAAGCGGGAGUUUGACCAUGAGCUGUACCAGUGUCCCCACGAGGAGAGCCAGGAGGCAAAGAGAUGGAUGAUGACAGUGCGGAGCAAGAUCAAAUACACACGGUAUUCCGGGUGCUUCCGAUGCGGGAUGCCGCAGUCCAUAUGCAACAGCUGGAAGACACAGAGGCAGUGUCCGUACAGGGGAUUUUUGAUCCCGACAGUGGCAAUGAUGAUGUAUGGGUGUCAUGCAGGGCAGAUGAAGCAGGCGUGGAGACAGCGGCUGAGAGAGUUCAAUGUGGAUGCAGAUGAUCAGGAGGCGGUGAUUGAAUUUUUGAGACAGAAGGUUGAGGGGCAGGGCAUGGAGCACAACCGGCUGGUGGAGAUGGUUUGUUGGCUGCGAGGGAUAUAUCAGGAGGCAGAGAGGGGGAAGAUCGAGUUAGAGGUCAAACCCGUUGGACCCAAACCCGUUGGCCGUCGAACCCGUUGGAUGAGCGCAUUAACCCGUUGGAAGUCGAACACGCUGGACCCAACCCGUUGGACGUCGAACCCGUUGGACCCAACCCGUUGGACGUCAAACCCGUUGGACGUCAAACCCGUUGGACGUCAAAUCCGUCCCAGGAGCGCAUUAACCCGUUGGACGUCAAACCCGUCCCAGGAGCGCAUUAACCCGUUGGAAGUCGAACACGCUGGACCCAACCCGUUGGACGUCAAACCCGUCCAAGGAGCGCAUUAG
Messenger RNA from Histoplasma mississippiense, 1866 nucleotides. RefSeq lists its product with no specific name. The transcript is spliced from 3 exons. The record is from RefSeq and is a predicted model, not a curated record. The coding region runs from base 1 to 1866 and encodes 621 amino acids. Lineage: Eukaryota; Fungi; Ascomycota; Eurotiomycetes; Onygenales; Ajellomycetaceae.